CCAUAUCAAAGAAUCAUCAGAAGUCAAGUAAUCAAUCCUCGGAGAAGAGAUCCGUAGUCCUUAGAAGAGACCCAGUGGUAUUGAGGCAGCAUCAAUCAAAAUGGCUAGCAGCUGGAGAAGAUCAAUUGGGAACGUGAGGUCGUUCAUCGGUAAUUCCAUGGGUGGUCUCAGAGGUGGCCAGAGUGCCGCUUCUUGGGUCGUCGCCGGAACUAUUGCUUACUUUCUCUGGAUUAAGCCAGCUCAAGAUCUCAAAAAAGAACAAGAGGCUAGGGCAGCUCUUGCAGCAAUGGCGGAUCCGAAUCAAUACGUUGAGAAGAGGAAACCAAUUGCUGAUCCUCAGGUUACUGGUUUGAUCUAUGGAAACAAGAACAGAACUGAUAAGCCACAGGAUUGAAAUUUUCUGUAAGUUUGAACAUCUGGUUGUAAGUUAGCUUCUACAGUUUUUUGUCAGGUUUCAUAUAGCUGAAGAUCAUGUAUAGACACUAUAGUAGUUGUCACUUACAACGAAUAAAAGAUGGAAACUUUUUUUUGUUACCCAACCAUCUGUGAAGGAUUUUAUAUGCAUUGACCAUUGAGUGAGGUUUAUAACGGAUCUGAUACUUCGUUUUGAUUCUCAAUACUUUUUUAUACAUUACCCUUUUACUCUGUU
Messenger RNA from Capsella rubella, 649 nucleotides. RefSeq lists its product as uncharacterized. The record is from RefSeq and is a predicted model, not a curated record. The transcript has 3 exons. The coding region runs from base 101 to 394 and encodes 97 amino acids. NCBI's taxonomy places the organism in Eukaryota, Viridiplantae, Streptophyta, Magnoliopsida, Brassicales, Brassicaceae.